Vespula pensylvanica (western yellowjacket) is the source of this 3209-nucleotide messenger RNA. RefSeq lists its product as uncharacterized. The transcript has 6 exons. Lineage: Eukaryota; Metazoa; Arthropoda; Insecta; Hymenoptera; Vespidae. Gene Ontology annotation, molecular function: enzyme regulator activity. The record is from RefSeq and is a predicted model, not a curated record. Gene Ontology annotation, biological process: mitochondrial electron transport, cytochrome c to oxygen. Bases 2187 to 2891 code for a protein of 234 amino acids. Gene Ontology annotation, cellular component: mitochondrial inner membrane.
ACACAUACACAUAUAUACUUAUAUACUUCGUUUCAUUUAUAUAUUACACGAAUUUCUAUUAUAAACAUUUUCUAUUAUUAAUGUAUUUAAAUUCAUAGUAGUAACAUUGAUAAUCUGAUUUGAUUUUCGCGCGCAUUUCACAAUACGCAAUUUGAACGUGACGAGUAUAAAUUUCAAAGGAAAGAUCAUUCGUCUUGCAAUAAACAAGCGUGAAAGAUUUAUUUACCAGUUAUACGUACGACGAAUUUAACAGUUAUAAAGACGAAUAUAAACGAGAGAAAAUGAAAAUUCACGACAUUCUCUUUACGCUCGAAGAAUAUUCUAAAAAUACGUAUGUGAUGUCUCUGCAAGAUCGUAUCCAUGUCAUUUGCUUCUAACUUGAAUCAUUAUAGAAGAAACAACGAAAACUAUGAAUAAUUUCGAUGAGAAAUUUCUAUAAAUACCCUUAUAUACUGCGAUACAAAUAUCAAUCAUUUCGUUCGUUGAAUUGAUUUUCACGUAUAAAACAAGAAUUAUCACAAUUACAGAUUUCUAUUUAACCGAUCGUACCGCUCAAAUUUUUUAUUUCGAAAUCUUUUCUUUUUUUAAAACAUUUACGACAGCCAUUCGAUAAUUAUAGAAAGAAAAGUAACAUUUGUUAAGAAACAUAGUACAUAAUAAAGAAUUUAUAAAAUAAAUUGAACGAAAUCAAGAAAUAUAAUAUCGAACGUUAUUUUGAGAUAAACGAAGCACCCCAAUUCGAAGAACAAUUGACAAUCUCAAUUAACUUUGGAAACUACAUUAAUCUAUACAAGGGAUAUUACUCAAUCGUCAUUGGUCGAUAAAAUACUAUCUAUAAAAUUUCUUCUUUCGAUUCCAGCCGAACUCAUUAUUCGUCGAUAAGAAACUUUCUUUAGUGCACUGUGCCCAUUGUUAAAACUUUUAGUGAGUUCUAGGAUCCGAUAUCGGUCCACAAAAGAGUAACGGAGACAAACAGACAGAGAGAGAGAGAGAGAGAGAGAGAGAGAGAGAGAGAGAGAGUGAGUGAGGCUUUUUGAAACCUCGACGUCAUUGAAAGCAUUUCAUCAUAUACUUUAUCUCUCUCACUCUUAUAUGCCGAUCUCGUCCUCUUUUUACUAACUCUAACCUCUACCUUUUCUCUUUCACACUUACACAGAUAUUUUAUUCGUCUUGCCCUCCUUCCUUCUCUAUCAAUCUCUCUCUCUCUCUUUCUCUCACUUUCUCUCUCUUACUUCUGGUUGUGUUCUCUCUCGCUCUAAAUGACGUCACUGUCGACACAAUCGAUUCGAAUCGGACGAACCUUGCCUAACCUUACGAAGAAGCUAAUACUACUCUCCCGAGCCUACCAAAUUGUUUCUCAAAAUAGUUUUUCUCUUUUUAUUAUUAGAAUUAAUUUCAACGUAAAACUAAUGCAAAAGGAACGACGAACGAACGAAUGAGUCGCUGGGAAAUACAGUAUAUAGUAUCUACGUACUUCGUUCUAAAAGGGUGGAUGAUGAUGAGGAGAAGGAGGAAGAAGAGGAGGGGGAGGAUAGGGGAUGAAAACUACCCACCACCCCUCUUCAAAUGUCAAAGGUUGCCGCGCAGCCUGGAUAAAACCGUUUUCGUUAAAAAGUGCUAAACAAACAAGAACGUGGGAAGAAGAUUGGAAUAAACGGCUCUCUUUCUCUAUCAUAGUCAAUCGUCCUGUCCGCUUUAGCUCGUUUCAUGACCCAGACAAGCUGGCGCUACGAUUUAAUAUCUACAUAUUAAAAGAUGCACAGUGAUCCUUGUAAAUACGGCUUUUAAAUUAAAAAAUUGUUCCAGCAGAAAAGAAAACGUCGUCGUAUUUAUUCGAUUGGGAAAGAACUAGUUCUAACCUCGAUCCGAUUUGUAUAAACUGGAAUCCAAUAGAACAAGUCGAAACGGCAAGAUGGCGGAUAUUUUCAAGAUGGAAACCAAAUUCGAAAUUUAAUAAAAAAUUCGUCGAUAACAUCGUGGAAAAAUUGAGUUUCGAGAAAGAUAUUCUUUAUUGCAAGACAUUUCGUUCAUUCGUCCCUGAAAAUUCUUUAAGAUCGAAAAUUCAAGAAAAACGUAUCUUGGGUGAAAAGAACAGUGAACGGGAAAGUUGGCGAGAAUGUAUAAAAUUCACCAAGAAAUCUUUAUUCCUUUGGACGUUUUCCAAUCGGUCAUAUUCUUCGACCUUGAUGAUAGGACAUUAUCCUUGGAAAAAAAGGCUCGUUUUUUCUACGAUAAGAUUUUAUUCUACACGUGACAAUAGUUCCAAUAAACCUACCAAUACCGAAACUGAAUCUAAAACGAGUUCAAUAAAACAAACUUCAAUAAAAGACAUGAAUACGGAUUCGUUUGAUGGAUCGUGUAGAUCAAAAAUAGAUUGGAGAUCAUUGGAAAAUAAAGAUUACGAGAAUGCUUCGAUGAAAAGCAAUCCAAACGAAAGCAUCACUAGUAAAUCAAGAAUUACAAAAGAAAGUUGCGAGGAAACGUCUUUACAAUCGGAGUCCAAGUUGUGUGCUAAAGAGGAUUGUCCUCCGGAAGUAUGUUCCGAGUGUCCUGUCGAUCCUUGUUGUUCCAAACAGGAAUAUUCUCCUUGUCCAUCUCAAAAAAUUAUUCCACCUUGUCCACCGAAAAAAGACUCCAAAAAAGUAAAAUUGUAUCGGAUUAUAUCAAUAAUUUCUUCCAUUAUACUUCUGAUCGCAUCAAUAAUCAUUAUACCGAGAGUAAAAGAAGAGAUAAAAAAACCAAGGCCAGAAUUUGAGGACGUCCCAUAUAUGUAUCGACGAACCAAGCGCUUCCCUUGGGGUGAUGGUAACCACUCACUAUUACACAAUCCCGUACGAAAUCCUAUUCCUCCAGAUGGCUAUGAAGUGGAGGAUCCAUACGCAGUAAAAUAAUCUAUGACAAAUACUAAAAAAAUUUAAUCAAGAUAUUAUAAAAUAUAAGAAAACAAGAAGUGAAAAAUAAAAGAUUAUAAUAAUAAUAAUUAUUAUUAUUAUAAUAAUAAUAACAACAACAACAAUAAUAAUAACGAUGAUUAUCAUUAAAAUGACAUAUAAUUAUCACAUAAACGUGAUCAAAUGAUUUAUAAGAAUUAUUAUUACAAGAACGACUUGUAAAAUACACGACUUUGAUAUUUAUUCUUUAAAAACAAAUGUAUUGUUUUAUGUGUAUGUCUACACACACACACACACACACACACACACACACACACA